AUGGGGCUCAGGUCCUCCCGCAGCCUCAGCGAGUAUCACGACAUCCUCCACCGGGACAAAUAUGCCAUCCUCUACUUCUGCAAUUCCCUUCACCAAUGCGCCUCCCUCGAUCUCACCUACAACGACAUGGCGUCCGCUCGCUUCUGUAAGCCUGUGCCACAGCAGUUGGAGUACAUGGUGUCGCAGGCCCUAUGUGAGAUGACCAAGAUAUCGAUGGUCCCGUAUACGGAGAGGGAGGACCAUGGGAAUCUGAUGUACUGUAUCCCGGCGCACAAAUAG
Aspergillus novofumigatus IBT 16806 is the source of this 279-nucleotide messenger RNA. RefSeq lists its product as uncharacterized. The record is from RefSeq and is a predicted model, not a curated record. Lineage: Eukaryota; Fungi; Ascomycota; Eurotiomycetes; Eurotiales; Aspergillaceae. The transcript is spliced from 3 exons. The coding region runs from base 1 to 279 and encodes 92 amino acids.